UGAAGUACUUCCACUCUUAAAUACGUAAAAGUAUAGGCCUAGGGAUGGAUGGUAAGAACAUUCUCUUUUGCAGAAUGGCUAUAAUAGGAUUGUGGUUUUUCACUGUCGUUCAAGCAGUAUCUGAGGACGGAGAUGUAAUUUUAGGGGGACUUUUCAAUGUUCAUCAAUUUCCUGCGGAGAAUUCAACAGGGCAGUGUGGUGAGCUUGAUACCAAAGGAUUAGGCCGGGUAAUGGCCAUGAUCUUCGCCAUUGAGACCAUCAACCAAAAUUCAAAACUACUUCCAAAUAUAACUCUUGGCUACGAUAUACGAGACUACUGCGAAAACACCACAAAGGCAAUGGAAAUGACCUUUGGGCUAAUGAAGGAUAAAACUUGCUCCAACGAAACAUGCUCGAAAAUGGAAAUGAAAAGUCCUAUAGUGGCGUUGAUCGGCUCAUUCGAGUCUCGCACAGCUCUAGCUAUCAAUGGAUUUCUUCAAAUGCUCGAGGUCCCAGCCAUAAGCGGAACAACAACAAGUCCUGAACUGAGCUCUAAUACUUAUAAAUCAUUUGUAUCGAACAGCGCCUAAGGAUGCCUUCCUGGCAAAAGCCGUC
Molecule: messenger RNA, 594 nt
Organism: Orbicella faveolata
Lineage: Eukaryota; Metazoa; Cnidaria; Anthozoa; Scleractinia; Merulinidae
Product: metabotropic glutamate receptor 8-like
Source: RefSeq, a predicted model, not a curated record